AUGCCAUAAAACCGCCACGCCAUAUUCGACAAAACGCAGCAUGUCGGUCACACGCAACUUGCAGCACGUCCGCGCCAAGGUGGCAGAGGCCCUUGCCGCGAGCCCAUGGAAGCAGCAGUGUACGUUGGUCGCGGUGAGCAAGACCAAGCCGGUCGCCGACGUCGAGGAGGCGUACAACCAAGGCCAGCGCCACUUUGGCGAAAACUACAUCCAGGAGCUAGUCGAGAAGGCGCCGCUGUGCCCGGCCGACAUCCAGUGGCAUUUCAUCGGCCACCUACAGUCCAACAAGGUCAAGGCGCUCGUCACGGGUGUGCCGAGCCUGUAUAUGGUCGAGAGCGUCGACUCGGUGAAGCUCGCCAACAAGCUCGACUCGGCGUGGGCGACCAAGGGCACGGGGAAGCCGCUGGCCGUGCUCGUGCAGGUCAACACAUCGGGCGAGGAACAAAAGAGCGGCGUCGCGCCAGAGGACUGCGUGGCACUCGCCUCGCACAUCCAGGCGAGCUGCGCCAACUUGGCUUUCCAGGGCUUGAUGACGAUCGGCCGCUUCGACGACGAGACGGACGACUGCUUUGUCAAGCUCGUGGCCUGCCGCAAGGAGGUCGGCGCGGCCUUGGGCAUCGACGAGGCGGCGCUUGCGCUCAGCAUGGGCAUGUCGGACGAUUUUGAAUCGGCGAUUGCACACGGCAGCACGUACGUGCGCGUGGGCUCGACGAUCUUUGGCCGCCGGAAUUACGCCACUUAACACGUCGGACCGAUGGUUCAAUGGACUACGAGAACGGU
Messenger RNA from Saprolegnia parasitica CBS 223.65, 780 nucleotides. RefSeq names its product YggS family pyridoxal phosphate enzyme. NCBI's taxonomy places the organism in Eukaryota, Oomycota, Saprolegniomycetes, Saprolegniales, Saprolegniaceae. The transcript has 4 exons. The coding region runs from base 41 to 742 and encodes 233 amino acids. Gene Ontology annotation, cellular component: intracellular anatomical structure. The record is from RefSeq and is a predicted model, not a curated record. Gene Ontology annotation, molecular function: pyridoxal phosphate binding.